Messenger RNA from Uranotaenia lowii, 785 nucleotides. It is a transcript of the gene RpS10b, whose product is annotated as 40S ribosomal protein S10b. Gene Ontology annotation, molecular function: structural constituent of ribosome; RNA binding. Bases 156 to 644 code for a protein of 162 amino acids. The record is from RefSeq and is a predicted model, not a curated record. Lineage: Eukaryota; Metazoa; Arthropoda; Insecta; Diptera; Culicidae. Gene Ontology annotation, cellular component: cytosolic small ribosomal subunit. The transcript is spliced from 2 exons.
ACGAAGUUUGCGUUCCAGCCGACCAGCUGUCAAUUUCGAGCUGUCAGUGACGAUUUGACAAAUCUUCGUGCGAGCUCUCGCCCCGCAAAACCCCGUUCUACGCUCUUUCUCUUUCCGGCAAUCGUAUGGAAGUGUAGUGACACAUUUCGAUCAAGAUGUUUAUGCCAAAAGCCCAUCGCGUCGCCAUCUAUGAGUACCUCUUCAAGGAGGGAGUCCUGGUGGCUCAGAAGGAUUUCUACGCCCCGAAGCACCCGGAGCUGGAGGCUAUCCCGAACCUGCACGUAAUCAAGACGAUGCAGUCUCUGAAGUCCAAGAACUACGUCAAGGAGCAGUUCGCCUGGCGUCACUACUACUGGUAUCUGACCAAUGAGGGUAUCGAGUAUCUGCGCUCGUACCUGCACCUGCCCCCGGAGAUCGUGCCGUCGACGCUGAAGCGCGCCAACCGUACCGAACCGCAGCGGGCCCGUGCCGGACAACCCGGAGCCGGACGAUCCGGAGGCGAUGGUGGCAAGGGAGCCGAAGACCGACAGGCCUACCGCAGGACGCAACAACCCGGCGGUCCGGACAAGAAGGGAGACGUCGGUGCCGGAGCCGGCGAUGUGGAGUUCCGCGGAGGAUUCGGCCGUGGAUCCCGACCCCAGUAAAUGGCAUCAUUGGUUCGAGAUGUUUAACCAAACAACAUUUCUGCGGAUAACACAUCGGUACUGGGUACCCUAUUGUGUACAUUUAAUAAUAAAACAAUCUAUGGUUUAAGAUUAAAAAAACAGAGAACGUCCUGAAUGGAA